This is a messenger RNA of Amborella trichopoda, 2059 nucleotides long. It is a transcript of the gene TIC55-II, whose product is annotated as translocon at the inner envelope membrane of chloroplasts 55-II. Gene Ontology annotation, molecular function: chlorophyllide a oxygenase activity; 2 iron, 2 sulfur cluster binding. Gene Ontology annotation, cellular component: cytoplasm; chloroplast. The record is from RefSeq and is a predicted model, not a curated record. Lineage: Eukaryota; Viridiplantae; Streptophyta; Magnoliopsida; Amborellales; Amborellaceae. Gene Ontology annotation, biological process: protein targeting to chloroplast.
UACUCUUAACAUUUGUGGUCGUGAACUCUCCACAUUUUCUCUCACGGUGACCCACCAACCAAGCUCUUUCUAUACACCUCGCAUUAAUGGCCCCGUACUUCCUGCAACUAGUCUCUCCGCGUUCGAGUUUGGACCAAUGGCCUCUUUCUCCCCAUUAACGACUCACCUCUCUCUAAAAACCACUAUCUUUCUCUCUCCUCCCCAACUGAACACAACUCCUCUCUCUCCUCCCCAAACAACACAAAACCAUCUUGUAAAACCUGGUUUCACUGCAUCUUCAAUAAUCAAACCACCGUUCUCAAAAGACCACAUAUGCUACGCAGUAGCUGAUGUUGGGCAUGGAGUUUCUGGAGAGAGAAAGGAAGAGAGAGAAAAUGGGGCUGUUUUGUUGGAUGACAAAGUGGAAGAAGAAGAGGUUGCAGAGUACAAUUGGAAAGAGGAGUGGUACCCAUUGUACCUAUCAAAAGACGUUCCUGACGAUGCCCCUCUGGGAUUGACAGUUUUUGAUCAUCAGCUUGUUCUAUAUAGGGAUGGAAAUGGAAUUCUCCGAUGCCAUGAGGAUAGAUGCCCUCACAGAUUAGCAAAAUUGUCCGAAGGUCAGUUGGUGGACGGAAGAUUGGAAUGCCUAUAUCAUGGCUGGCAGUUUGAAGGAGAGGGUGAAUGCGUGAAAAUACCACAGCUUCCGGCUGGUGCAAAAAUCCCCCGUGCGGCCUGUGUCAAAUGUUAUGAGGUGAGGGACUCCCAAGGUGUCGUGUGGGUGUGGAUGUCAGACAAAGAGAUCGCAAACCCCAAAAAACUCCCAUGGUUCGAGCACUAUGACAAUCCCGAUCUUCAAGAGGUUUCUGCUAUCCAUGAGCUCCCGUACGAUCACUCAAUCCUUCUCGAAAAUCUCAUGGACCCUGCCCAUGUCCCCAUAUCACAUGACCGAACCGAUUGGACCGCAAAGAGGGAAGAUGCUCAGGCCCUUUGGUUUAAAGUGAUGGAGAGAACACCUCGAGGUUUUGCAGGAGAAUGGGGCAAAGAGAAGGACCUGACAUCUAAUUUCUUAAGGUUUGAAGCCCCUUGUGUUCUCCAAAACAAUAGAGAAUUUGCCGACAAGAAGGGAAAUAAGCAGAUAUUUUCAGCUCUAUUCCUUUGCCGACCGGCAGGGCAAGGGAAAUCAAUGCUUAUAGUGAGGUUUGGAGCCACCAUAAGGUCCCCACUAAUGAAAAUUCUUCCGCAAUGGUACUUUCAUCAAAAUGCUUGCAAGGUUUUUGAGCAAGACAUGGGGUUCCUCUCUUCACAAAAUGAAGUUCUAAACAAGGAUAAGCUUCCCACCAAAAAACUAUACAUUAAUUUGAAGUCCUCCGAUACUUGGGUGGCUGAAUAUCGGAAAUGGAUGGAUAAAGUGGGUCAUGGCAUGCCUUAUUACUUUGGGCACCAAACUUUGGCACUACCAGAGAGACCAGCUCUUGUGGAGCAUGCACCGGCAGGCCUGGUUGCAGGUAUAGCUGCCUCUUCUCCUACAAAGGGGGGUUUGGGUUCAUUACAUGUUUAUAACCCGACAAAUCGAUACUUUCGACACGUGAUCCAUUGCAAGGGUUGCAGGGGUGUCUUGGGAGCUUUCCAAUCUUGGAAGAAGGCUUUUGUGAUUUUGGCACUGGCUUCUGCAAGUUUGGCCAUUUUAGCUUCUGGGAGACAAUGGAAGGCGCUUCUCUUAUUUUCUACAUCUAUGUUUCUUAUGGGGGUUUAUGGAUGUUCAAAGGUUGUAUCUGUCCUCACUACUGACUUCAUCCGGCAACACAGGAGAGCUUAAAGGAAUAGAAGCAGCAAAUGAAAGGGGUCUUCAUUUUUUUUAAACUCUCGGACAUGCUAAGUGCUGAUAGGUAAAAGAUAAGUUAUGUAAUAUUCUUUCUUUUUCUUCUGUAAGUUAAGUACACUGGCAUCGCAAGACGUCAUCUUCAAACCUAUAAUGGGAUCUAGUGUUCUAGUGCUUGUAAAGAUAUGGAUUUAUGGUGGUUUUAAUGCACUAUGACAAUUGUACCAUUUAGAGUUUAAUACACAAGGAUUCGUGAGCAAA